AGAGCAUCGGAAAACCACAAAAAAUUGUGAUUACAUUAUAUUCAAAACUACCCAUUAUGUACAAAUCAAAUACAGAUUGGUUUUCAAAGAAAAGUACUAAAACUGACCACCUAUUUCCCUCAGUGAAAAUAAAAUGUAAAAAUACAAGUAUCUUAUUUUCCACACAGACUUCAGGGUAUUUAGAACAUCGAGUAUUUUCAUUAGUUAUCCAAACUACCUUCUUCUCUAUGCAACGAUAUUUUCCUAUUAGGAGUAGCGGUCACUCAGGAAUCAAAACGAGUGUUAGUAGAUUUUAAACUCAAAUCUAGAAACCACACUUUUAACUCCUAGUCCUCUUCUCCCAUACAGAAACUCAAAGAUGUAUUUAGUACCACAUAACAUUAGAAUCAAAGGCCAUAAAAACCAAAAACCAACCCACCACACAGCAGAAUCUGAGCCCCGAGGUUAAACUAAAAAGAAAAAAGAAAAAACAAAACCAUUCACAGCACACUGUACAUAAAAUUUAUUUGUUUGCCUCAUACAUUAAAAAAUCGGAACGGUGCAAUUAACUACAUAUAAAUUCAAUCUUCUCAUUCGAGGAGCUGCAAAGUUUAAAAAAAAAACUUUAAAUUGCUUUGAGUUUACAUUUUUAAAGACACGCUCAGAUUUACUGAGAGCAUAUCAGAAACCAGAUCUAAAAUGUUAAGGCAUAAAGUUUAAUUAUCAGGUCUACUUCUUCUGCCCCUAUAAAUGCUAGUUCUGCAGAUCGCUCAUUCCACUCCAACCUACAGCUAAAGAAGGAAGUAGAACAGGUACACACUAAAUCUGGCAUUAACUGCUGAAAUAAGCGUUAGAAUUUUUCAGGGUGAAAAAGUUAUCUGCAUCAAUUAGCUUACACAAUUCCACUCCUUCCUUCAAGUGAAGGAAUCCAAUGGCUUCGCUCUUCCCCAGCCUUUAAAAUGCAUCGCAAUCCACCCGACUCCCCGCAAUUCCUUUUUCUAAGAAAAUGUGAAACUAACGGUUUCCGUGGUGGACGCGCCGACCGGGCGCCGAGGCUUCGCCGGCUGUCCCCAGGCAGCGCCCCGGAAAACAAAGGGGAUUCCCAGCCAUUGUCCUCCGCGGCGCUGAGCAUCACCAGCACUAGCAAGGCAGUAGCUUGCGCAGUUAUCUCCACAGCGGGCAAUGUCACAACCCGACCAACAGCACAAACUACUACCUCAGCCAGGGCCAUGGUGUCGGGGAGGCAGGGGACCACGCGGAGGGCAGCGAAGCGGCUCUGGCGCUCCUCGGUCCUUCCUCGCCGCCGACGUCGGCUCGCAGCCCCUUCUUUUCCUUUCCCUUCCCCGUCGCGCCACGCCGCGCCCGGAGACCCCGCCCAGCGCAGCGCGGCUCGCCAGUUCCCGGCGCGAAGCGAGAGCUACGGCGAUUAGAGGCGACGCCGGGACCCGGGUGUUAGAACCGGCGUUCCCUACGUCAGCCACCGCUCUGAAGAGAAAAAGGCGGUGGUGUCUUGCGGAGAAAGCCGCUCCCUCCAGUGCCCCGAGGAGAACGCGUCGCCUCAGCCGCUCGAAAGCAGAAGAUGGGCGGCAAAAGCGCAGUGAGACACCAACUGGUUUUGGACGGCCCCCGAGAGGCAGCGAGCAGCGCUCCCGCACUUCGUCCGCCAGGAGCUGCCGCCACGUCCCGAGCUGCGCGCCCCUCCCUGCUCCAAGCCCGCGGUGGGGGCUGGGCUACGGCCGAGCCCGGCACCAGGGCCCCCACCCGCGCCGUGCUGCCGCACCCGCCGCCGGCCCGCUCUCCGCGCGGACGAACGUCGGGACACAUCCCGCUAAGGCGGCCGCCGGCCCCGUGAAAUAGUAGCCAAGGCAUAGCCGGGAAGUCCCCAGGCCACCCGUUCCCCGGCACCCUUCGGGGAAAUCCCGUUCAGCUCUGUAGGAGGCGAAAACAGAACAAACGAAAACCCCUCAACACUGAAACCGGGCCCGGCGGUGGCCCGGGUGGCGACGGCGGCGACUCGACGCGCGCGGACAGACGACCAGUCUCGCGCUCUGCUGCUCCUGUGCGUCCGGACGAACCUUAGAGAUCACUUAAGGAGGCUCGCGCGCUACUCCUCACCACGUGACCACCCCGCCAGGCCGCCCCCCCGCGUCGCCAUCUUACAUCCGGGACAGAGGCGGCGUCCCUUUUCCCCGCCUUGGCAAGCUUCGACGUGCCACCAGAAGUCGGCCCCGAAAGGGAGACCCCGAUUCCACGUCACCGGAGCGUGGGGCCGCAGUCCAUGGCCUCCAUCGGCUCGGCGGUGGAAACUGGAUCCCAAACUUUUUUCGGCCUUUGCCUGCAAAGAAGAUGGCGGCGCUUACCGCCGCCUUACCCGACACGUUGUACCCUGGCUGGGGUUUGAAGUCUCCGGCACCCCCUUUCUCAUCCAGCAAGGACACAACCGUACGCGCCCCACCCGCUCGGCGUGGCCGCUGUGUUACCUUCUGCAGAAAACAGGCGGGAAAGCUGCGGCACAGCUCGCUUUAAACGCAAACUCCUGGGACUUACGGUUUUGGCUUUUUCUUUUUAAGCCAAGUUAGGGAGAAGGUGACUGCUACAGAGCCUCUUCUGCUUUUGGCCCAGACCACUUACGGGACUUUGGCCCCCCUCCUACUAAGAGAUUUUUUUGUAGGAAGUUAGCAAAUGAUUUUAAAGAAAAAGUUAGGGCUUGUAAGAUACAAUACAGGACGCCCAGUUAAAUUGGAAUUUCAGAUAACCAGUUUUUUUGGCAUAUGUUACAUAUAUUUUUUAAAUUGUUUAUCUGAUAUUCCGAUUUAACUGUGCAUUCUCUAUUUUUAAUGACUACAUCUGCCACCCCCCAUUAGCCUUACUCCUGAAAACCCAGACUGCUCAUGCCAAAAUAAUGAAUGGAGGAAAAUGAAAAGUAUGUUAGAAAAGCAACUUACAUAAAGUUACAAAAGUUAUCUUUGCCCAGACUUUGAUCCCUUCAUGGAGGCCAGAGGGCCAUGGUCUAGAACAAAAUUUGGCAGCAACGCAUAAGGAUAUCCUUGCAUAAUUCCCUUUUUGGCAAAAUAAUAUUUUUUUUUUUCCCUUAAGCCAUCACGAUGUAAUUUUGGGCUUUUUGUUUCUAUAGGCGAUGAGAUCCUAACAGUUUCUUAAAGUUUUCUUUUUUUUGAGACGGAGUUUUGCUCUUGUUACCCAGGCUGGAGUGCAAUGGCGCGAUCUCGGCUCACCGCAACCUCCGCCUCCUGGGUUCAGGCAAUUCUCCUGCCUCAGCCUCCUUAGUAGCUGGGAUUACAGGCACGCGCCACCGUGCCCAGCUAAUUUUUUGUAUUUUUAGUAGAGACUGGGUUUCACCAUGUUGACCAGGAUGGUCUCGAUCUCUUGACCCCGUGAUCCACCCGCCUCGGCAUCCUAAAGUGCUGGGAUUACAGGCUUGAGUCACCGCGCCCGGCCAAAGUACAAGUUUUCUUUUUUUAAAUCAUUUUUCUUCUUUACCCCACUGGUACCAUUUUACUGUAUUAAAAGUACAAGUUUCCAAGUUAAAAAUCAGCCUGCCUAACACUUCAUAACAAUAUUUUUACUUGCAUAUUCAGAAAGUAAAAUAUAUUUGGUUAUGUCCACUAACUGACAGAUAAUGUUUGUUAGGCUAAUUUAAGCCUUCUAAAGCAACUACUGAAGGUACUUUGGAAAAUCCAAUCAGAACAAUUUCCAAUUAAGAAUAUUUAUUUAUGUGAACAUAAUACAUUUGCAAUUAACUGCUUUACUUGACAAAGCAGAAAGUCACCUAUCAAUCACUUACCAGAAAGUCUAUAGAAAGUUCAUACCAUCUUUCUUUGAUUGGGCUGCCAUGGACAUCAACCCUCACUGCUAAUUCACUGCACAGUGGAUCAAAUUAUUCUGCACCAAAGCAAAUACCUUUUGCCAUAAUGGCACAGAUUUUUAAAUGGCCAUUAAACAGCUGUUUGGUCUAUGGUAUACAGAUUUGUUAGAGCAGUAAAGUUUCCCACUAAAUUUAGCCAUUACGCUACUUUAUCACUUAGAUUUCGUUCCAUAAUCUGUUUUUAACACUGCCAACACCAGUAUACUCAUCAUCCACAUAUAAUGUAUUGUUAACAUCAACAUUUUCUCCUCCCCUCAUAUCAGGAAUCUUAAGUAUCCUUUCUGAGUAUUACCACCGUCAGUGACUCAAUCCUUUAUCAUCAACUCAUAGCAAGAACAUUGCAACAGCUUCCUAGCUUAGCUUUCCAUACUGUAUAUACCCUAUCCUGCUCAUGAUUGCAAGUUUAUCUUCCUUGGUUUCAUAAUUUAUUCUUAAAUCACUCCAACCCCUGCUAUCUCAAAUCUAAAAUACUCUCUCCUUGGCUUUCAAGGAAUUUUAUGAAGGGACUCCUUCACAGUUAACCUUGUUUCACACCACACACCAUAAUGUACUGUUUUCUAUUUCACAAAUCAGCCUUGCUCACAUUAUCUUUGCCUGAAAUCCGCCCCCUAAAUCCUUUGAACUCAUCUAAAAUCUAGGUAGCCAUCAAGACUCACUUUAAGUUCUAUCUUCACCACUGAGCUUUUUCAUUUCUUUAAAAAAACGUCCUCUGAAUACUAACAGUAAUAUUAACCUGAACCAUAGAAGACUAAGUUGUUUCCCUAUUUUAUGAUCCCAUUUUGAUUUGUACUUAUCUUUUACUCUACUCUACAUACUUGUUAAAAGGUCUGUAUUUCCUAUAAAGCUGUAAACUCCAUAAGGGCAGACUAACCCAAUGCCUAACACAAAAUAGGGUCUAAAAAGUUGUUAAUGAUACACCAGUACUUAAUUGUAUAGUCUUAUAUCCAGUAUUAUUUUAUAUACUUGGUUUCCUUGACUAGCUAUAAGCACUGGAGAGCUCCAAAUAGCUUCUGUCACAAACAGCAAGGACACGGUGUUAUUGGCACAGAGUAGAUUCUUAAUAUUCAGCAGUUGUCCAGUAAAAGGCAAAAAAUUGGUCUCUAUUAUGGGAAGACGUGGAUUUUCUCGCCAUGACUGAAUGAUGUGUGCCCAAUGUAUUUUACUUCCCUAACUACCUAGUGGUGAUGAUGCUCCAGGCACAGGGCUUAACAACACAUUCCAUUUCUAAUUCUAGUAGACAACUCUAUGUAUUAAAUACCAUUAUUAACUCCAUUUCACAGAGGACACAAAAACAGAUUAAUUAACUUGCCCAAGGUCACACAUUUAGUAACUAACAGAGUUGGGAUUUGAAUCUAAAAAGUCUGGCCCCAGACUCUAGCCUCUUAACCACUACGGUGUUAUUUAUAACAUAUCUUCUUAAAACAUGCAACAUAUGCUUUAAACAGAUAAAAUGUUUUAAACCUGGACGAAUAAUAAAAACUCAAUGCAA
Molecule: messenger RNA, 5351 nt
Organism: Callithrix jacchus (white-tufted-ear marmoset)
Lineage: Eukaryota; Metazoa; Chordata; Mammalia; Primates; Cebidae
Source: RefSeq, a predicted model, not a curated record